This is a messenger RNA of Chelmon rostratus (copperband butterflyfish), 2429 nucleotides long. It is a transcript of the gene tmem79b, whose product is annotated as transmembrane protein 79b. Gene Ontology annotation, biological process: regulated exocytosis. The record is from RefSeq and is a predicted model, not a curated record. The transcript has 5 exons. NCBI's taxonomy places the organism in Eukaryota, Metazoa, Chordata, Actinopteri, Chaetodontiformes, Chaetodontidae. Bases 172 to 1299 code for a protein of 375 amino acids. Gene Ontology annotation, cellular component: trans-Golgi network membrane; lysosomal membrane.
CACCUGAGCUGAACUUCCGGAGAGUUUCACAACAACAACAACAACAGAGGAAGAAGAAGAAAAAGACGAAGAAGAAGAGGAAGAAGAAGAAGAAGAAGAAGAAACGCGGAGGGAUUAGAUCAAAUCAGCACGAUCCCUCUGACAGACAGACACCCAGAACCCUUCAGGAAGAUGGAGGACAGUGGGAAGACGACGAUGAGACGGACUGAGGGAGAGGAGGAGGUGGUGAGGUCCGCCGUGAUGGAGCCCAGCACCCUGCAGUGGCCUGGAGACAGACAAACAGGUGGACAGACAGGUAAAGGUGACAGGAUGAGCGCGAGGUCAGAUAUUUCUCUCCGUGAGGCAGUGAGUUGGACAGAAAGCGAAAGAGAGCUGAUGGCCGAGGGGGAGAGGAGGGAAGGAGCAGGUGAAGAGGAGGGGGUGGGGCUAAUGACACAACUGGAGGAGGAGGAGGAGCCUGUGGAGAACCACCUGCCAGAGAAAGCAGCUCAGGUGUUCAGUCCAGCAGUGACUGUCCUCCACUCCCCCUCCUCACCCAGAGAGAGUGAGGCAUUCUGGGAGAUGGAGUCAGAGAAGAGCCCCUUCCUGGGUCCCAGAGGAGUACCCCAGGACUAUAACCAUCAUGGCUACCCGUACGAGUGGACGGAGGACACACCGCCUGCCACAUGUGGGUGGGGCUGUCCCAGCAGGGACAUCCUGAAGGUGGGCGUUUCACUGAUGACAUCAGCACUCUUCUUCCCCUUCCUGGUGUGGGGGGGGUUUGUCUUCCUGCCGUUUGACGCCCCCCUGCUGGACGGCGCCCCCCUCAGACUUGUUUACACGCUGCGCUGCUCUGUGUUUGCUGCCGCCCCCAUCGUCCUCGGUUGGCUGGUUCUGGGUGUCAGUCGGCUCAGGUCAGGUAUGAUUCAGCCUCUGUUUGAUGACAAGGUGAAGGAGGGGGAGCUUCAGGAGGUCACCAUCCACCGGCACUUUGUCUCUGACUCCGCCUCCCUGUUCCUGAUCUACUUCCUGCAUCUGGUCGUCAUGGCAAUGUACCUGAGCCAGGAGCAGCUGAAGCUCAUCCCUCUGCUGACUGUUGUCUUCGCUUUCGGAAGGCUGGUUUACUGGGUGGCCGCGGCUUUCGGCAGCAGCGUUCGUGGUUUCGGUUUCGGCCUCUCCUUCCUACCGAGUCUCGCCAUGAUGGCCGCCAACAUCUACUUCAUCUUCACGGUGGACGCAGCGGGGUCCAUCUUCAGCCUCCCGCCUCCUGCUGAGGAGGUGUUGGCCCCACCGGCCGGCAAACAGAGGUUCUGGGGAUGAGAACUGAUCAGUGGUCAAUACCUUCCUUAUAAUAUUUCUGACAAACUUAGUUUUAUAAAACUUGUAAAAGUUUUUUGUUUGUUUAGUUUUUUUUAGUUUUGUAAAGUAGUUUGUUGAAAUAUUUAGCUGUUGAACUACUUCCUGUGGACUCAGUCUGUGUUUCUGUUGGUCCAUCUUAUUUUGUAAAAUCAGUUUUUUGAUCAUUAAAUAUUUGUUGCCAUUAAAAAACUUAAGUUUGUUUUUAUUUUUAUAGUUUUACAGUUUCACAAUAGAAGCAUGGAAUUUAUCUUCACUUUGUUUUAUGUUGAUUUCAUUUUUAUCUUUUUGAAACAAAUUCAAGCGUAAAAAAUAUAAUUUUACAGUUUAACUCUGUUACAAAGUAUCAAUAAUUAUCAGUGAUUAUCAAUAAUUACACAGUUUGCUCAUUAGGGAUGUUUCCCUGAACAUGUCUGUGUAUGUGAUAGUGAUCUGAUCAGUCUGUAUUAAUUAUCGAUCACUCUGUAUUGAUUAUUGAUCAGUCUGUAUUGAUUAUUGAUCAGUCUAUUGGUCGAUCUGUUCUACAGUCGCAUGAAGCUGUUGCUGAUUUUCCGGUUGAACCGGUCGGGCGACUGUCAGCACUGAACAAAAAUUGCAAACAGGAAGUGUAGUCUGACAUCAAAAUAAAAUCUUCAAGAUUAUAAGUUAAAGGGUUUGAUGAGAUUUAAUGUGAAGUGUUCUCUGCUCUUAAAAUAUCCUUUAGUCUUUUACUCUGUUAAAUAUCUAAUUAACUGAUAAUAUUAAUCCUGUUUUUAUUUCAAUAAUUAUAAUCAUAUGUUUUUAUUAUUAGGAUCAAAUCAAUGUUUUUGUGGUAAACAGCUUGUCUAGAUCAUUUAUUCAUUUAUUUUGGUGUUAAUAAUUUCACUUUGACAGAUCAAAUUAUCCAAUCAAAGCUGCGAUGAACAACGUCAUCACCUGCUGAAGCUUCAUUAAUGUUAUUAGUGUCACCUGACUUUUACCUGCUAUGAGAGAAAGUAGGACAGGUGAGUGAGUGAAGACAGUAAGGAGUUCAUACAGGAGGCGAUCAGUCGGAAACAGAAAACAAAGAAAUCUCACCUGGGUCUGUUUUACUAAACAUGAACGAUGACAGCUAA